AUGGAUUGGCUGGGAGGUGGAGUCGGCGCGCGGGUCCGGCCGGCUGCUGCUGCUCCUGCUGCUGCUGCUGCCGCCGCCGUCUCCGCUGCCGCCGCUGGCCGCAGGCAGCUGGUGUCUCGGGCUCCUAGCCGGCUGCAGAGCAGAGGCUGCGCGGAGCGAGCGAGCCAGAGCGGCUGGAGGCGGCGGCCGGGCAGCGCGAGCCCGGGAGAGCGAGCCGCGAGGCGCUGCGCCCGCGCUCCAGCCUUCGCCGCCGCCCUCUCCAGCCUUCCCCCGCGCCCACUGAGGCCGAGAGCUGCAGCCCUAGCCCCAGUCCCAGCCCCAGCGCCGGCGCGAGUCGCCCCGAGCUCCCGGCAAGUUCGGCGGCGGCCCCGGCUGGCUCGUGGGCCCGUCGCUGGGAAAGUUUCCCCUGCGGCGGAGGCGGCUGCGGCGGCUCGAGCUUGGGCUCCGGCUUCUCCUGCUCCCGCUCCCGCUUCCGCGGCUGCUGCUUCUGCUCUAGGCUCCCGGAGAGGGCAGCGCGCGCGGGAUCGAGUCCGGGCCAGUCAGGGUGCUGCGGGCAGCCCCCGGGGCUGCUCAUCGGACUGCAGCCGCCGUUGGAAGACAUUUCUCCAGUGCUACCCAGGUGCCAUCCGUUGGGAUCCCUGACUUCAAAGGGCUUGCUGGCGGAAAGCACGAGUGGGAACACAGACCGUGCAGAAUAGAUCCAGUGUGUGGUGGGCACUUCACGUGAUUGAUUCAGAACUCUCCAGUUUUACAGGUCUUCUCUCCCAGCAGAGAUUAUCUUGGAGCCAGAGAUAAGGAAGGGAUCAGGGCUGUCCCGAGGAG
This is a messenger RNA of Phascolarctos cinereus (koala), 822 nucleotides long. The record is from RefSeq and is a predicted model, not a curated record. Lineage: Eukaryota; Metazoa; Chordata; Mammalia; Diprotodontia; Phascolarctidae.